This is a messenger RNA of Cucurbita pepo subsp. pepo (vegetable marrow), 895 nucleotides long. Its product is annotated as COP9 signalosome complex subunit 8. The record is from RefSeq and is a predicted model, not a curated record. Lineage: Eukaryota; Viridiplantae; Streptophyta; Magnoliopsida; Cucurbitales; Cucurbitaceae. Gene Ontology annotation, biological process: COP9 signalosome assembly; protein deneddylation. Gene Ontology annotation, cellular component: COP9 signalosome.
AAGGAAGGAAGGAGCAGAGUAUAGUUGGCAGCAGGAGACGAGAAAGGCGACCAGAGAGGAAACAUGGAUUUUGCUCGUCUCACUGAGGCCUUGGAUUCCAAAUCUUACGAAAAGAUCGCUGAUAUUUGUGAUGAACUCAUGCUUCAGGCUGCAGCUGAAGGCAUUGCCUAUCAGGAUGAAUGGCCUUACACAAUCCAUUUUCUUGGCUACCUUUAUGUUGAUGAUAUCAAUAGUGCUCGAUUUCUCUGGAAAGCAAUACCUUCCACUAUAAAAGAGAACCGACCAGAACUGGUUGCAGUUUGGAAAAUUGGCCAAAAGCUAUGGAUUCGGGACCAUGGGGGUGUUUAUGAGGCUAUUGAUGGAUUUGAUUGGUGUCAAGAGGUUCGAGGCCUAUUAGCAGCAUUUUCAGAUCUUUACAGAAAAAGAAUGUUUCAGUUGCUGGUGUCUGCUUAUUCUACGAUAAGUAUCCAUGAUACAGCUCACUUCUUGGGAAUGAAUGAGGAAGAAGCCAAAAAUUAUGUAACACCGCAAGGAUGGAUUGUUGAUGUUGCUUCUCAAAUGUUCACUGUGAAGAAACAACAAAUUGUGACAGAGCAGAAGUUAGAUUCCAGCAAAUUGCAGCGCUUGACCGAAUACGUUUUCCAUCUCGAACAUUGAGCAUAAAUGCUUUUAGUUCUCAGUUCGUUCGUUCCAUGUCGUUUAGAACGAACCGUGCUUUGAAAUACUUGGGAUAUCAACUGUGAACUGCUCUCCUAUAUUUCUUAGAGAUUGUUACUUUUGUAUAGCUUUAAAAACCUUAGCAAAGAUUUUACUCAUUUGAAAAAGGCUUACAUUGAUUCAUACUCCUAGAAACUCUUAUGCUCGUAAAUGAAUUCCAUUUAAAUCAUUGAUGGUU